This is a messenger RNA of Trichophyton verrucosum HKI 0517, 582 nucleotides long. RefSeq lists its product as uncharacterized. Gene Ontology annotation, cellular component: mitochondrial inner membrane; mitochondrion. The record is from RefSeq and is a predicted model, not a curated record. Lineage: Eukaryota; Fungi; Ascomycota; Eurotiomycetes; Onygenales; Arthrodermataceae. The coding region runs from base 1 to 582 and encodes 193 amino acids. The transcript has a single exon. Gene Ontology annotation, biological process: ubiquinone biosynthetic process.
AUGCUCUCCGACGCAACCGGCCGGCGCAUCCUCCGGGACCGACCACGCAUAACCUCGCAGACCCUCUCACUACCUUAUCUACGCUCCCUCCCGCCCAACAGCCUGGGCUACACGUAUGCAUUCUGGCUGGACCGCGAGGGCGUCACGCCCGACACCCGCAGCAGCGUGCGGUACAUUGACAACGAAGAAUGCGCAUAUGUGAUGCAACGAUACCGCGAGUGCCAUGAUUUCUACCAUGCUGUGACCGGCCUUCCUAUCGUGGUAGAGGGAGAGCUGGCGCUGAAGAUAUUCGAGUUCAUGAACACGGGUCUUCCGAUGACGGGUCUGGCUGCUGCUGCUGUGGUGCGGUUGAAGGGAGCCGAGAGGGAGAGGUUCUGGGAUAUUCAUCUGCCGUGGGCUGUGAGGAGCGGAGCAAAGAGCAAAGAGCUUAUAUGCGUUUAUUGGGAGGAGAUGCUGGAGCGGGAUGUGGGUGAGAUACGGGCUGAGUUGGGCAUAGAGGUGCCGCCUGAUCUGAGGGAGAUAAGACGGCAACAGAGAAAGCGGGAUAAAGAGAAGCAGAAGAAGGAACAGGCUGUACAAUAG